Molecule: messenger RNA, 1434 nt
Organism: Parnassius mnemosyne (clouded apollo)
Lineage: Eukaryota; Metazoa; Arthropoda; Insecta; Lepidoptera; Papilionidae
Source: the annotation of a GenBank genome assembly
AUGUACCGGCAAAUAGUCAUUCAUCCCGAUGACCGCUAUUUGCAACAAAUUGUCUGGCGUGAUAACCCUUCAGAACAGCUUCAAGCUUAUCAACUUAACACCGUGACUUACGGCACCUCUAGUGCUCCCUUUUUGGCAACUAGGUGCCUCCAACAAUUAGGCUUAGAGUGUACCGAUGACAAGGUUGCUCAAGUGAUCAUUCACGAUUUUUACGUUGAUGACUUGCUAACGGGAGGGGAUGAUAUUAACGAGGUUACAGAUUUGCGCCGUAAAGUGACUUCCACACUUGCAUCAGCUCAUAUGGUUUUGCGAAAGUGGAAGUCGAAUGAAUCUCAACUGGUUAGUGAGAAUGAUAUUUCUCCGCUUGAUUUGAAUAUUGGUGGCUUUGAACCGACUAAAACUUUAGGCCUUGGUUGGCAAUCACAUACUGACCAACUUUGUUUCCCUAUAGGAGGGCUAUUCUCAGGUAGAACAAAGCGUGAUAUGUUAUCUGUGAUUUCUCAGAUUUUUGAUCCACUAGGACUUCUAUCUCCCUGUGUAAUUAAGAUGAAAAUGCUUCUUCAACAGUUGUGGCUGCUCAAGCUGUCAUGGGAUGAGCAGUUGACGCCAGAAAUCAGCAAGAUGUGGGCUGAGAUAAUAGUCGAUUUACCUAAAUUAAAUACUCUACGUAUUCCACGUCGUGUUAUUUGUGACUCGCCUAGUUUGUUUGAAUUUCAUAUUUUCUCGGACGCUUCUGAGCGAGCAUAUGGCGCCUGUUUAUAUGUGCGUAGUGUUAAUGAUCAGGGUGAGGUUUUAAUUCAAUUAUUGAUGGCGAAAAGUCGUGUCGCGCCGCUUAAACCUAUAACAAUCCCAAGACUGGAACUUUGUGGUGCACUUGUUGGAGCUCGCCUUUACCAAAAGGUUGUAGCAUCGCUGAGACAACAGGCUAAGCGCACUUUCUUUUGGACAGAUUCGUCCAUCGUGUUAGGAUGGUUAAAGGUGUUACCUAGCAAGCUACAACCCUUUGUCAGAAAUAGGGUUGCUGAAAUAUUAGAGAAGACUGGAAAUUGCGAGUGGAGGCAUGUCCCAACAGAGUGUAAUCCGGCCGAUCAUAUUUCUCGCGGUGUGAGUUGUAAGGAUAUUUCAUCCAUGAGUAAGUGGUGGUCAGGACCUGAAUUUUUAAAGAAAGAGGUCUCUCACUGGCCUGCAAAUUUCUUAAGUAUUAAUCACGAGUUGCCUGAGAUUAAAUCGUCAAAUGUUAUCCUCCACGGAAUACUUCAUUCUAGCAACAAUGAAGAUUUAGGUGGGAAUAAAUUAAUUGAAUUUAAACGCUUUUCUAAAUAUACUAGAUUAAAUCGGACCGUUGCUUAUGUGCUGCGUUUUAUUAAUAAUUGUAGAAAGCAAUCCGUUCACGCAGCAAUCAAGAGUUGCAAACCGCACUCAAUGUUAUUAUAA